This is a messenger RNA of Ostertagia ostertagi, 408 nucleotides long. The record is from the annotation of a GenBank genome assembly. NCBI's taxonomy places the organism in Eukaryota, Metazoa, Nematoda, Chromadorea, Rhabditida, Trichostrongylidae.
AUGUCGCGACGUGCACCUCCACCUAUUGAAGGACUUUAUUCUCUGAAGAAUUACGCAAGACAGCGCUGUAAUGGACUAAAGCGUCUCCGUUGGAGAAGGAUCUGGAAAGCGAUUGUCACGCUUUGUGUCAUCGAAGUUGACAACAUCUCUUAUAAUACAACACAAGCUGAUCUUCGAAGAAUGUUCGACAAAUAUGGCGAGAUUGGCGAUAUUCAUAUUCCCAGAGACAAAUACACACGUCAAAGCAAGGGUUUCGGAUUUGUGCGAUUUUAUAGCCGCCGUGAUGCAGAGUACGCAAUGGAUCGCACUGAUGGACGCUGGGUCGAAGGGCGCGAAAUUCGCGUUGCAAUGGCGCGUUAUGAGCGGCCAAUCGACGAGAGAGGGGCUUACACAAGGCGUGGCAGGUAA